Molecule: messenger RNA, 950 nt
Organism: Ostrea edulis (European flat oyster)
Lineage: Eukaryota; Metazoa; Mollusca; Bivalvia; Ostreida; Ostreidae
Product: protein shisa-4-like
Exons: 4
Coding region: 285-863 (192 amino acids)
Source: RefSeq, a predicted model, not a curated record
CUGCAAACUUUGACAAGCUGCACCAACAGACAUAUGAAAAGGUCAACGGUUCCUGUCCGUAAACCGUGAUUGUGAUAUUAAAAAACAAAAAACUUAGCGUCCAAAGUUACAUAUCACUCCGUGCGGUGUAAUAAAUUCAGGUGGAUUGAAUUUAAAAUCUGAGAGGCCCGAUAAUUUCGUCAAAUAAAUUUAGGAGUGCUACCUACUUUUGUGUUUCCUUAUCAGAAACUAACAAGAACAGCACGGAUAUAUCGGGUGUUUAUAUCUGGAAUUUGGAUUUCACAAUGAAAAUGGAUAUUUUGAAUUUGUUUCCGGGAUUUAUUGAGCUGUGUUUGAUUCUAACUCUUUCAGUGUGUUCUGUUGAAGCGGUGUAUUUCUGUACGACCUACAGACCAUAUAUCCGUCAGGAGUACUGCUACAAUGACCAAGACUGCUGCGGCUCCUACUACAACAGAUACUGCUGCUCUUCUCUUACUACUGGACAAGUGAUCGGGAUCGGAGUUGGUUGUCUGAUUGGAAUCGUGAUUACGAUAAUUGUUAUUGUCGUCUGCUGUAACCUUAUGAAUAAGAACAGAGGUAGGACCGGUCGAGUUGUCUACCCUAACAAUGGCAGCGGAAACGUCACCGUAGUGAACUCAUCUCAUCAGUCACAUCCAACAGGAUUUACAGGUGCUCCAGUACCACCCCCUAGCUAUGGACAGUCUGCAUUUCCCGCACAACCUGGACAAGCAUAUCCCCCCGCAGGACCUGGACAAGCCUAUCCCCCCGCAGGGCCUGGACCAGCUUAUCCCCCCGCAGGACCGUCACAGUACCCUCCAUAUUACAGCCAGACAGACCCCGCUCAAUAUCCCCAGAAGUACUGACGAAGUACGAAUUCGUCUCUAAAGGCAGUUUUUGUCUGUGAUAUAUAUUGUUACAUCUGGAAAUGAUUAAAAUGAUAUUCUAAUGAU